Messenger RNA from Sus scrofa (pig), 1835 nucleotides. RefSeq names its product FKBP prolyl isomerase family member 6 (inactive) (gene FKBP6). Gene Ontology annotation, cellular component: cytoplasm. The record is from RefSeq and is a predicted model, not a curated record. Gene Ontology annotation, biological process: spermatogenesis; piRNA processing. Lineage: Eukaryota; Metazoa; Chordata; Mammalia; Artiodactyla; Suidae. Gene Ontology annotation, molecular function: peptidyl-prolyl cis-trans isomerase activity; Hsp90 protein binding.
CGGUGGAAAUAACCCAGGGCUGCCAGGCCCGACGCUUCCAGCAGCCCGCCGUUUCUGAGGCCUUGUCCUCACCAUCCUGCUUCACCCGGCCCGUGCCCAAAGCUUGGCCACCCCCUGCCCCAUUGCUGGUCCUUAUUCCUCGCGCCUUUGCCACGAGCCCCGUCAGGCCCUGCUUGUCCUCAUCAGACGCCUGAUGAGGCUCCACGUGCCCUCAAUCUGCGCCCGCUCAAGCUGCGUGCGCCCCGUCACGUGCCCGGUCACGUGCCUUGCCACUCUCCCGCGCGUGCGCGCUCCCUGAGGGCGGUUGGCGGCGUUUGGAGCGGAGCCAUGAGCGGCUCUUCGCGGUCCCUGAAAGGAACACCGCGGUCGGGUGCGGACGGUCAGUCUCUGUACCAGCGGUUAAGUCAGAGGAUGCUGGACAUCUCCGGGGACCGGGGCGUGUUGAAGGAUGUCAUCCGAGAGGGGACUGGAGAGCUGGUGACACCCGACGCUUCGGUGCUCGUGAAAUAUUCUGGAUAUCUGGAGCACAUGGACAAGCCUUUUGAUUCUAACUGCUUUAGGAAAACUCCUCGGCUCAUGAAACUUGGGGAGGACAUCACACUUUGGGGCAUGGAGCUGGGCCUUCUGAGCAUGCGGAGAGGAGAGCUGGCAAGGUUCCUGUUCAAACCGACCUACGCCUACGGAACACUGGGCUGUCCUCCCCUGAUCCCCCCAAACACCACCGUCCUAUUUGAGAUUGAGCUGCUUGACUUCCUGGACUCUGCUGAGUCGGACAAGUUUUGUGCCCUCUCGGUGGAUCAACAAGAUCAGUUUCCACUCGAGAAGGUCCUAAAAGUGGCAGCUACCGAACGGGAGUUUGGCAACUACCUUUUCCGCCAAAAUCGAUUCUAUGAUGCCAAAAUGAGAUAUAAACGGGCCUUAGUGCUUCUCCACCGCCGAUCAGCACCCUCUGAGGAGCAGCACCUGGUGGAGACCGCCAAGCUGCUGGUUCUCCUUAACUUGUCCUUUGUGUACCUGAAGCUGGAGCGACCCGCCAUGGCCCUGCGCUAUGGAGAGCAGGCUCUGAUCAUUGACCAGAAGAAUGCCAAGGCCCUCUUCCGGUGUGGACAGGCCUGUCUCCUCAUGACUGAGUAUCUGAAGGCCCGGGAUUUCCUAGUCCGAGCCCAGAAGGAACAGCCCUUCAAUCAUGACAUCAAUAAUGAGCUGAAGAAACUGGCCAGCUAUUACAGGGACUACGUGGAUAAAGAGAAAGAAAUGUGUCACCGAAUGUUUGCUCCUUGUGACAGUGGCCCUGCGGCAGGAGAAAACUGAAGUUCUAUGAAACACUGGGCUUCUUGAUUCCUACUUAAGGCUGAACAGAUUACUCAGCUAACUACAAGCAAGAGAAGCAAGGCUGCCUGGAGUUCGUCAUCAUUAUAGGGGGCAGGGGGCUUUUGGGGAAGAAUGCCCCAGAGCAGACUGUGUAGCAGUGACCCACUUGGAAGGGGGCUGGGAUUCCACAGCCUGAGGCCAUUGCCUCAUCUCUGACCAACACACGGCCCAAGUGUUUUCACAGAUGCUGUUUUCUGUUUCACGUUUUCAUACGGAUGAGGGGAAAGGGUAGCUACUGACAAGUAGCAAGGUAUUAUUUUUAAAGGCAGUUUCUUGUUUUUUCAAAUAGAAUUAGUCCUUGGCUUUUCUCCCAGUCCCAACCCCCGUCCUGCUGCUAAUGUCCCUGGGUAAAUACAGAUAGAGAUGGUUUUGUGUAUUUUAUAGGGUUCUCGGUUUUGAAGAGAGAGAAUUAUGUUACAGAUGUUUUUGUUGUAACUAAAUAAAACACUUCUUUGUCCUUGCGA